Messenger RNA from Symsagittifera roscoffensis, 2902 nucleotides. RefSeq names its product protein moonraker-like. Gene Ontology annotation, biological process: protein localization to centrosome; centriole replication. The coding region runs from base 41 to 2737 and encodes 898 amino acids. The transcript has 3 exons. Gene Ontology annotation, cellular component: centriolar satellite. Lineage: Eukaryota; Metazoa; Xenacoelomorpha; Acoela; Convolutidae. The record is from RefSeq and is a predicted model, not a curated record.
CAUAGAUGAGCAAGCGUUUCAGACACUGGUAAGAAGGACGAUGAUGAACCCUACAGAUCACAUUCUAACUCAGCUAGAGCUGACAAAUAAUCCUGGCGCCGUGCCCAAUGUUUACACUAACUUCGGAGCCGUACCUACUCCCAUAUUCGUCCAGAGGCCAUCCGGCUUUCCUCAUCUUCCGCCAAACGGGAUGCAAGACGUGGAUCUGGCUAACUUGGGAAACUCUCUGAAUGGGAGUCGUAUGGCUCUGGCAAUGGAGAUGGCGAGACUGGACAUGGAGCGAAUGAAGUUUGUAGAGCCGCCGAUUACUAUUACGAAGGCGGGAAAGGUUCCACUGUAUGACACUGUGAAUUUACCAAAUGAGGAGCAAGCAAGAGGUCGCCAAGCUGACAAGCCAACUAUAGGGAAGGGAGGCAAAGGUAAAAAAGUCACAUAUGCGAAACCUGCUGCAAAUAACAAGUUUAAACAAGCUUCGUCGGGUGAAGUGCAUGGAAGUGGUGUAUCCUCCGCAUCGCAGCACCAGACCAUGGCUAAGGCACUUGAGGAGAUUGGGAAAUCGAGAUGUGAGUUAGUCGAGUGCAUUCGCUGGAUGGCACAGAAGGCGUCCCAGACUACUGUUGCAUUCACCAGGGAGGCGGACGAAGAGCGCAAAAUGGAAACUAGAAUUAAUCAGCAGACUAUCCGGUGUGCACGCAACCUGUACUCACUGCAGCAGCAGAUACGCCAGGUGCAGACAGACGUGAACAAGUUGACUGCAGAUGGAAACAUAGUAGUAGACGUCCAGUCUAUUUCCCCCUCCGACUCCAAAAUCGGACAAGUGACCGUUAUGUUGAAUAAACUACUCAGUGUGCACAAAAAUGUAGCGAAAACGGCAAAAGAUGUGGCUGCAGUAAGCAGAGAGGGUCACGGAGUCGAAAAGCAGUUUAGCCGAACUUACAGUGAAUUGUCCCAUCUGAUACGACAAAUAUCAUUAGUAAAUGAUCAAAUUGGAAUUGACAAGAUAGAUUGUCACGUAGAAAUUCUCGACGGAUUGUCUGUUGGAGAAAUUGUGACGGAAAAUAAUUUAACGCGCAAGCAACCCGAAGCGUCCAAGAAGCUUGCGAUUCAAAUUCCCCCGCAAAUUUCAGGAAAAUUGAGAGUGGUUAAUUCUCCCCCAAUGAGUCCCGAUAGAGAUCAAACAUUAAGAGCUGGAAUCAUUGCUCUGGGAAUUGAUAAAAUUCUGGACCGGGACGAGAAAUCGAAAAACACAGAACCCAAAAUAGCUGAAGCCAACGUUGGCGUGUUUGGCAAAAAGAAGACCCCCGGAAAUGUCAAGAAUACAAAACGGAAUGUAAUUUAUACGACUACUAGAUCCCAAGUGCCUGCAAAAUUGAAUCCGAAAAAUGUGAAGUCGAACAUACUGCAAUCGACAGUUGCGUCACAGUUGAAAUCAGUUCAUUCGGACAUGUUAAUUCGAAAUCCGAUCUCGGAUUUUAAUAGCACCAAUAAUUCGAAGACGAAAGCAAAGCCGAAGAGCUCAUCGCCUGUGAAUAUGCGGCCGAACGAAUCUCUAGAUAGGUUGCGAGAUAGUAUCGAUCAAUCUACCAUUCUGUCGAGCUCACGAAACCAAUCUUUGUCGCCCGCUCGCGGCGGCGGCCGGCGCAACAGAAGUCAAAGUAAAUCUCCAGUCGCUAAAAAGCGGCAAUCUCCGAUUCGUGAUGACAAAAUAAGUAUGGUGACUCACGAACAAGCGGAAGAAGAGCUGAAGUCUUACGUGAAAGAGACCAAUAAGUUGAUUGCAGAGAUGAAGAAAGAGAGACACACAACGCAAAGACUGUUUGACAGCAAAAAGGGAUUAACACCCGAAGCUUACGAGGAUAUAAGAGAUAUCUGCAGUUUGAAGCUUCAAAAGUACGCGAGUGAAGACAAAGACGCGCGAGCUGUUAUUUUGCAACUGAAGGGUAUGAGUGAUCCGACAUUUAGGUACCUCGUGAAAGAGUGCUCGUUUGGUUUUAAGUCGUUCGAUUACGAACAAAUAGCCGACAGGAUUCUGGACUUUCUCAUAGAGCAGAGAUUGGACCAAGUUGCUCUGUGGAAGAUCAAAGACGAAAAGAGCACAGAAGUUUUUGAAAACAUUGACCAUAAGCGAGAAAGCAGAACAAAAUUCGACAGGAAAACAGUUGAAAGUCUACAGGAAAUGUUGAGGCGAUUGGAAAAAAUUGAGGACAUGGAAAAUGAGAUUGCUCAAAGUUUGAACUCUGACGCAUUCAGCUUGCGAGCUCUGGAUUUGAAAGAUUUCAGCUUUGAUGCCAAAGAUACAUCGAAAAAUCCGUUCAAAUAUGUUCAUUUCCGAGACUAUCCAUCCGUAAUAGAUUCGCCUAAGUCACAUCAUCAUAAUAUGUCAUCAUUUGGAGACUUGAUAAUUGUCAACAAAGGAAAAAGUUCCUUGAAGCCGUCUGCAUUGCAAGAAAUGAGUGGUAGUUACUAUGAUGACUCAUCGAUGGUCGGCAGGACUGAAAUAUCAGUUGAUCAGAAUCUGUUCACAGCUGUACAGACUGAAGUGGCUUCACAUCAGAAACAAAUUGCGGAAACUCUGAAUGUAGACUUGAAUAAAGUAAGUCCGAGUGGAUUGAUGGAUCAAAUAACGAACGAGAUAUUAGCUGACUGUCUAGAGGCUGUAAUGAAUGAGUUUUCAAGUGCGUGCGAUGGAUUUGCACAGGAAAUUUACGCAGGAGAAUUCAAGCCAAGCGAAGAGUAGAAUACAUGUGCAUAAAUUCAGACAGUCAAUUAAAUAAGGUCGAUUAGAACUGUGAUGUGGUUGUACAUAGUGUGUAAAUAUGUUGAAAGUUUAAUUCUUUUGAGUGUAUUCAAUGUUGAAUUUCAGUUUCUGAGAGCUCUUUUUGAGUCAGUGUUAUCGGCUCAC